AUGGAAAUCGAUAAAACAACACAUUAUUCAGUGUUGGGAUUAACCCCUACAGCUUCAUUGAAUGAUAUUAAGAAAUCUUAUAAGAAACUAGCAAGAGAAUUGCAUCCUGAUAAAUCCAAAUCCAAUGAGUCAAGUGAACUGUUUAAAAUUGUAGUAGAUGCGUAUUCUAUUUUAUCAGAUGUUAAGGAAAGAGAAGAAUAUAAUAUUACCUUACACCGUAAAGGUUUAUAUACUAAUUACAAACAAUCAAAUAACGAUAAGAAAACCAGUAAUACAGUAAACAAAUCUAAAGAAUCAAAUACACAACACACAGAAGAUAAAAGAGGAGGCGAUAAAAACUCGAAUAAGAAUACUGUCAGGAAAAGUAAACCUUAUGAACAACAGCCUUAUGGGUUUGGACCAUAUGUUGAUAAUUUAGUGAAUGAAAAAGAUAAACCUGAAACGACUCAGGACUUGAAAGAAGAUCUCAAGAGAAACACAACAAAAAAUGAAACUGAGAGUAAACAUGAACAUGCUGAUAAAAUAGCGAAACAGGAGAGUACAGCUACUAAAAAUACAAAAUCAGAUAGUAAAAUCGAUGAGCCUUUCAAUAAUAUAAAAGAAAAUCCAAAGCUACGUAAACUAAGUGAUCUAGAUAAUACAGCAGACGAAAGGAGCCCAAAACCUAAAAAGAAGACCCGUUCAGGGGCAGAAAAAGCAACUCAAAAGGCAUCAAAAGUUAAGCCAACAGGUCAAUGUAAUAUAAGAAGACCACAAAUAUACCCUUAUAGUGACAAAUCAUCUUCAUUUGAUAGCCUAGACGAUUUAGGGAUUAAACAGAUUAGACAAGAGUUACACAAGAUCAAUUUACAAGAUCAAAAUGGUAACAAUCUGCAUCCUAAGAUGGAUAACAUGAAUUCUAAUAAUUUUAAAUUAAACAGUGACGACGCACAUAAACAUGAAUUCCAGGAGGUUAGAACAAAAAGGAAGAAAUCCAACAGUAUCAAGUUAACUGAACUUGAAUCUGUUCUGCCAAAAAUUGGUGAUGUAACGUUUGAUAUGAAUGAUAUUAGACGUAGUUUAAUGGAAAGCCCAGUAUCAAAGAAAUUAAAAAUUGAAAAGCAUAAUUUCGAUUCUAUACUUUCUGAAUUGAACACAAGCUUAAAUAGCAAUGAAGAAUUUAAACAUCUUUCAAAUUUAACCGUUCCUACAUUUGAAUUAUCACUUAAUGACAACAGUAUUAUCAACAAAGAGUACGAAGUCAAUAAAUUCAAGAAUUACAUUCAUAAUUCAAACAGACUGAAAUCUAACAUAAUCUCAAAAAUGAAUAGCAGAUUAUUGAAUGAUUUGAAUUCCAAUAUAAAUAAUAUCUUUGAACAGGAUAUGAACUUUAGAGAAGCUUUUCAGGAUAAAUACUCUGAUGUUGAGUUAUCGAAUAUUUUGCAUGAUAUAAAUAAAAAACAGCAUGAUGCAUUUGUAAAGAUUUAUCAAAUAAUUUAA
This is a messenger RNA of Tetrapisispora phaffii CBS 4417, 1479 nucleotides long. It is a transcript of the gene JJJ2, whose product is annotated as Jjj2p. Gene Ontology annotation, biological process: protein refolding. The record is from RefSeq and is a predicted model, not a curated record. The transcript has a single exon. Gene Ontology annotation, cellular component: cytoplasm. NCBI's taxonomy places the organism in Eukaryota, Fungi, Ascomycota, Saccharomycetes, Saccharomycetales, Saccharomycetaceae. The coding region runs from base 1 to 1479 and encodes 492 amino acids.